GCACAGCGAGCCAUUUGCCAGUGCUGAAAGAAUGUUUUAGGUGGGUCAAACCUUUUCAAUUCUCAAGUGGUCAACGGGCAGCGCGUUGAAGUUGGAUCUUGUUUUUGGAUGCUUACUGUUAUUGGCAAGAAUGAAUACUGGAUUUUUCAUUUUCCAUCUGGUCAUUCUAGCAGGUGCUGCCUGGGCUUCUACCGAUGAAACACGUCUGGUCAAAACCCUUUUCACUGGCUACAAUAAGGUCGUCCGCCCUGUCACUCACUUCAAGGACCCGGUGGUUGUUACUGUAGGCCUUCAGCUCAUCCAGCUCAUCAGCGUGGAUGAGGUCAACCAGAUUGUCAGCAGCAACGUGCGACUGAAACAGCAAUGGAAAGAUGUGAACCUGCAGUGGGACCCUGAGGAUUACGGUGGCAUCAAAAAGAUCAGAGUUCCCUCCACUGACAUUUGGCGGCCUGAUCUGGUUCUCUACAACAAUGCUGACGGUGACUUUGCCAUCGUUCAUGAGACCAAGGUGCUGCUGGAGCACACAGGGAUGAUCACAUGGAACCCACCUGCCAUCUUCAAGAGCUACUGUGAAAUUAUUGUGCUGCAUUUCCCCUUUGACCUCCAGAACUGCAGUAUGAAGCUGGGCACCUGGACAUACGACGGAAACUUGGUCGUCGUCAAUCCUGACAGUGACCGCCCUGACCUGAGUAACUUCAUGGAAAGUGGAGAGUGGGUGAUGAAGGAUUUCCGCGGUUGGAAACACUGGGUGUACUACGCUUGCUGCCCGGACACCCCUUACCUGGACAUCACCUACCACUUCCUCAUGCUACGGCUCCCGCUGUACUUCAUCGUCAAUGUCAUCAUCCCCUGCAUGCUCUUCUCCUUCCUGACUGGCCUGGUCUUCUACCUUCCUACAGACUCUGGUGAGAAAAUGACUCUCAGCAUCUCCGUCCUGCUGUCUCUGACUGUGUUCCUGCUGGUCAUCGUGGAGCUGAUCCCCUCCACCUCCAGCGCUGUACCGCUCAUUGGGAAGUACAUGCUCUUCACCAUGGUAUUCGUCAUUGCCUCCAUCAUCAUCACUGUCAUCGUCAUCAACACCCACCACCGCUCCCCGAGCACUCACACAAUGCCAGACUGGGUCCGCAAGGUUUUUAUUGAAACCAUCCCCAACAUCAUGUUCUUCUCAACAAUGAAACGCCCUGGCAAGGAGAAGCAGACUAAAAGUAUCUAUGGGGCUGAUUUUGACAUCUCAGACAUCUCUGGCAACCCAACCUCGGCCGUUCCCUACCAGUCCCCGAUCACCAAGAACCCUGAUGUCCGCAGUGCCAUUGAGGGAGUCAAGUACAUCGCAGAAACCAUGAAAUCAGAUGAGGAGUCCAACAAUGCUGCUGAAGAGUGGAAGUUUGUGGCCAUGGUCCUGGAUCAUAUCCUGCUGUGUGUGUUCAUGGCUGUGUGUCUCAUCGGCACAUUAGGCGUGUUUGCAGGGCGACUCAUUGAGCUGAGCAUGCUGUAAAAGGCCUGGGGGUCAUGUUUUACCGGUUUAACCUCUCAGAGGACCAGUUUGUUGUUCAAUGUGAAACAUGUCAGCUUUGUUUUUGAAGCUUCUGUGUGAUCUGCGACAUUUACACUGUAUACUGCAUCUCUGUUUCAUGUUGUUUGAGGAAUUACCCCAUUGUAUACAGUGUCUUCAGCUCAUUUUGUGAAAGAGCGCUGAUGUUUUUCAUUUUUUAAGGAAUUUAUGUGUGCUGUUUAAAAUGUUCAAUCAAACAGUUGCUUGGCAUAUUUGGGAACAACUAAAAAGAAGGGGGAUUUGACAGUUUUCAGGUGCAGAAUUGCUCAGUUUCCUUAAGACUGACUGUUUUCUAAUAACUGUGACUUUCAAUACAAUCUUACAUACACACUGAUCUGGAGCUUUCCAUGAUGUUUUUUUUUUUUUUCUUUUUAAGAGGCUUUUACACUUGCCCCUGAUUUGUAAGGACACAAGGAACCAGUUGUAUGUCAUUG
Acanthopagrus latus (yellowfin seabream) is the source of this 1986-nucleotide messenger RNA. RefSeq names its product acetylcholine receptor subunit alpha. The record is from RefSeq and is a predicted model, not a curated record. Bases 131 to 1495 code for a protein of 454 amino acids. The transcript is spliced from 9 exons. NCBI's taxonomy places the organism in Eukaryota, Metazoa, Chordata, Actinopteri, Spariformes, Sparidae. Gene Ontology annotation, biological process: nervous system process; monoatomic ion transmembrane transport; regulation of membrane potential. Gene Ontology annotation, cellular component: synapse; neuron projection; postsynaptic membrane. Gene Ontology annotation, molecular function: acetylcholine-gated monoatomic cation-selective channel activity; transmembrane signaling receptor activity.